This is a messenger RNA of Spea bombifrons (plains spadefoot toad), 2193 nucleotides long. RefSeq names its product FKBP prolyl isomerase 10 (gene FKBP10). NCBI's taxonomy places the organism in Eukaryota, Metazoa, Chordata, Amphibia, Anura, Pelobatidae. Gene Ontology annotation, molecular function: peptidyl-prolyl cis-trans isomerase activity; calcium ion binding. The record is from RefSeq and is a predicted model, not a curated record. The coding region runs from base 162 to 1856 and encodes 564 amino acids. The transcript has 10 exons.
GCCCCACGAUCCACGUUAACAAAAAUUCCUUUAUAACCAGAGGCUGGGCUACCGGUGAGGGAGUCAGUGGCAGGAGAACGAGUGGGACCGCAGCACAAGAGCUCCGCAUCUGCAGCACAAGAACUCCGCAUCUGCAGCGCAAGAGCUCCGCAUCCGCAGCAAUGAUCCUCGCCAGUCUCCUCGUUUGGGGGCAGCUUUUCCUUCUCUAUGCCUCCUGCGACCCCGGGCCCCUGGAAGAUAUCGUGAUAGACCGAUACGACAUCCCCAAGAUAUGCCCCCGAGAGGCUCAGAUGGGGGAUUUUGUGAGAUAUCACUACAACGGCUCACUCAAGGAUGGUCUCAAAUUCGAUUCCAGCUAUGACAGAGGGAUUCCAGUGGCCGGAUUUGUCGGAGUGGGAAGGCUGAUCACUGGACUGGACAGGGGGAUUCUGGGCAUGUGCGUAAAUGAGAGGAGGAAACUGAUCGUGCCCCCGCACUUGGGAUAUGGCAGCAUAGGCGUGCCUGGCAUGAUUCCCGCUGAUGCCACCUUAUACUUCGACAUAAUCUUGGUCGACAUUUGGAGCAAAAACGACGAGGUACAAACUACAACCAUAGAGAAGCCCAGUGACUGCGACAGGACAGUAAAGGACUCCGACUUCGUGAGAUACCACUAUAAUGGGACACUUUUGGAUGGAACGUAUUUUGACUCCAGCUACAGUAGGUCUAGCACCUAUGACACGUACGUGGGGUCAGGUUGGCUGAUAAAAGGCAUGGACCAGGGUCUGGUUGGGAUGUGCGCUGGAGAGAGGAGGAAGAUCAUUAUUCCACCAUUCCUUGCUUAUGGAGAGAAAGGAUAUGGAACGGUCAUCCCACCACAGGCCUCUUUGGUGUUUCACGUUCUCCUGAUAGACUUUCACAACCCCAAGGAUGGGAUUACUGUGCAAAACCAAGUCAUUCCCGAGCCGUGUAAACGCAAGGCAGUGACCGGAGACUACGUCCGUUACCAUUACAACGGGACCUUGAUGGAUGGGGCGUUAUUUGAUUCCAGCUACUCCAGGAACAGUACAUAUAACACAUACAUCGGUAUGGGGUACAUUAUUUCAGGAAUGGAUGCCGGACUACAAGGCAUCUGUGUUGGAGAGAGGAGGAGAAUUAUAAUCCCCCCACACCUUGGUUAUGGGGAGACUGGUGCAGGGAACAGCAUUCCAGGUUCAGCUGUGCUGAUCUUUGAUGUACAUAUCAUUGAUUUCCACAACCCAAAGGACUCCGUGGAAAUUGAGGUUACAUACAAACCAGAGGUGUGCAACGUUACCUCCAAAAAGGGAGACUUCAUCAGGUAUCAUUACAACUGCUCCCUCUUGGACGGGACCCUGCUCUUCUCAUCGCACAACAACGAUAACCUGCAGCAGAUCACCUUAGGAACAAACAAGGUUAUUGAUGGUUUAGACGCAGGUCUUCUGGGGAUGUGUGUUGGAGAGAGGAGGACCAUCUUGGUGCCACCUCACUUGGGACAUGGAGAAAGUGGAGCUCGUGGCGUACCCUCAAGCGCUGUGCUCAGGUUUGACCUGGAGCUGCACCACUUGGAGGAAGGUGUCCCAGAAGGUUAUCUUUUCAUCUGGUUAGGUGACACCCCUGAGAAUCUUUUUGAAGCAAUGGACCUUGACAAGAAUGGAGAGGUUCCUUUGGAAGAGUUUGCCACCUUCCUAAAAACUCAGGCGUCCGAAGGGAAGGGACGCUUUGUGCCCGGAGUGGAACCCGACAAAUCCAUUGCCGACAUGUUCACCAACCAGGACAGAAACAAGGACGGCAAAAUCAUCGCAGAUGAGCUGAAGUUGAAGAAUGAAGAAGAGUCCGAAAAAGUCCAUGAAGAACUCUAAGCGGCCCUGGGGCCGAGUGACUGCGCAGGCAUUCAGGAGACACAGGAGUCCGGCCCAGCUGAUACAACAUCUGAUCUGAAUACGCGGCCUCCUUCAUUCCAAAUUUAUGUCUGCCUUGGGCCAUGGUUCCUUCUGCUGUUUCACCCUUUAAAAAAAAAAAAAAGCAGGGGGCAACAAGGCACUUCUCGGGAACGUGCCGCACUCGUUUCUGGCCAUGAUUUGGGUUAGUUAGGCAGCUAUGCUGAAAAGUCUCCACGGGUGUGGAUAUAACACUCGAUGAACUAUCGAACUUUCUUAUUACAAUCGCACAACCAAAUCACAAAUGUUUUUGUGGUUG